Molecule: messenger RNA, 482 nt
Organism: Drosophila obscura
Lineage: Eukaryota; Metazoa; Arthropoda; Insecta; Diptera; Drosophilidae
Gene: sun
Product: protein stunted
Exons: 4
Coding region: 95-271 (58 amino acids)
Biological process (GO): proton motive force-driven mitochondrial ATP synthesis
Cellular component (GO): mitochondrial inner membrane
Molecular function (GO): proton-transporting ATP synthase activity, rotational mechanism
Source: RefSeq, a predicted model, not a curated record
UAUAUCUAGCAUAUUCCGAGCCCACCUAGUUCGCACGCACUAGCUGAAAUUUUUGUUCCAAGACGAAAAUAUUUUGCAUACAAAAUUUAUCAAAAUGACCAACGCCUGGAGAGCUGCUGGAAUUACCUACAUCCAAUACUCGAACAUUGCAGCCCGAGUUCUCCGUGAAGCCUUGCGCACGGAGUUGCGUGCAGAUGCAGCCAAACGUAAUGCAAGCCAUGUGAAAUUUACUCCAUGGGCCAACGGCAGGCCAGCUCACGAAAAGGCUUAAGUUCGCCCAAUUUUGGCUCUCGAGACAGCGCGCCAAACCCAGUCGGAAUCCUAAACGUUGGUCCCAGGGACUUAUCAGAAGUACCGAUUUGUGAAUGCCGCGGGGAUUCCAUAAUUCAAUUUUAAUCCUUACAUCAAACUAAAUGUGUUGAAUUAAACUAUUAAAAAAAAACAAUGUUAGUUUCAAUAUAGAACUUUAUUCAACAAACAAA